AUGAUGCACAACAAAGCCUGCAAACAAUUUGCUGAAGACAAGCAGACUAAGGACAUGGAUUACUGGAAACAUGUCCUGUGGUGCAUGUGUGGCAGCAAACAGCAAUCAGUCUUAAAGAGAAUUCAUGUUUUGGGAGCAUUACUGGCUUUCUUCCUUGGCUUGGCCUACUUCUGGGUACAGCUGUUUCUGACCUAUCGGGCUCAGGACCGAAGCUGGGCUGGGCCUGCCAGGGCAACCUGCUGCACCCUCUAUACCGUCCUGGCCAUUGCAUCUAUUUUGAAAGGCUCCUCAUAUUGUUUGUGACCUCAUAACCAAUAAAACAGGAACAGGUAACUACAGACAGAGAGGUACAAAAGGAAGGGGCUGAGAAUACAAACAUGAACUACAUCUCACAUUGCGCUCCACAAUACAAGCUAUCCCUCUGGGGCUGCUGUGUGUGAAUGAGCCUUGGUCAUAUUGUUCUUCUGCCUGUUUGGCCUUUUUGCAGCUAAGUUCAGACACAUCGACUGCCACCACCUCACUGUACCAAAACAAGCUCCUGAGGAUGACUACAGUACUGCCUUAGUAGAAAUGAAUGGUUAUUUAGCUGAAAACACACAUACAAUUACGAACAAGUGCACGUGUUUCAAAAACAACAAUCUUCUUUGGCUGUACCUAAAGUUGCCAUAUUUCUUUCUUUACAAUGCCUGUGCACUAGAUUCAUAAUGGACACAUUCAAUUACUGUAUAGAGUAUUGCUUAUUUAUUGUCUGUCAGUCACUCAAAGAGGAGUUUCUGAUAUUACUAUUAUGUAUUUGGCAUUUUGAAAGAUGCAGUAUUUACAGAUGUGUUUGAAAGCUGUAUAUUUGUAUAUUUUAACUAAAGCUGUACUUUAACCUUUUUGAACAUUUCAUCUCAUACUCUGUUUAAAGUGUUUAUAAGAUGAAUCAUUUACCUUUUAAUGCUGUCUUGCCAUUCCAUGAUGAACCCAUAGGGACAGUAAAGAGCACAUUAUAUCUCCAUUUCUUUUAAAAUGUAAAGUUUGGUUUACUCA
Micropterus dolomieu (smallmouth bass) is the source of this 1032-nucleotide messenger RNA. It is a transcript of the gene tmem150b, whose product is annotated as transmembrane protein 150B. The record is from RefSeq and is a predicted model, not a curated record. The transcript is spliced from 4 exons. NCBI's taxonomy places the organism in Eukaryota, Metazoa, Chordata, Actinopteri, Centrarchiformes, Centrarchidae.